Molecule: messenger RNA, 954 nt
Organism: Penaeus monodon (black tiger shrimp)
Lineage: Eukaryota; Metazoa; Arthropoda; Malacostraca; Decapoda; Penaeidae
Product: apolipoprotein D-like
Exons: 5
Coding region: 116-706 (196 amino acids)
Molecular function (GO): pigment binding
Source: RefSeq, a predicted model, not a curated record
AGUUAUACAACGGCAGAUACGAGGGUUUUGUAAUCCUAGAAGCCUAUAAAACACCUGUUCAGUAUCCCUCCCCUCAGUCUGUCUCUCGGCACGCAUCUUCAUAGUGCACGUCAGAAUGGCGCCGAAAGUCGUGUUGGCUGCUGCUUUGUGCUCUGUCCUGUCCGCAGCCUCUGGGCGGGUCGCUCCCCGGCUGGAGAUCGGAGAGUGUGCCGAGUUCAUCAGCAAACCCGAGUUCAAUUUGCCGGAGUAUCUGGGUCGGUGGUACGAGAUCCAGAAGUUCGACAACCCCUUCCAGCUGGGCAUGGAGUGCGUCACAGCAGACUACACUCCCAUCGACUCGUCCUCCAUCAACGUGUACAACAACGGCGUGGACAGCGACGGAAGCUUCAUCGGCAUCGUCGGCAACGCGUCUCUGAUCGAUCCGAACUUCCCGGCAGAAUUCGAGCUCAACUUCUCGGGUCGUCCGGCCGGGCGUUACAACGUCCUGGAGACUGAUUACGUGACUUUCAGCGCUGUGUAUGCUUGCACGCAGCUGGACAUCUUCAAGCAGGAGUUCGCGUGGGUGCUCGCCAGGACGCCCCAGCUGACCCCCGAAGUCCUGCAGCAGGCCAAGGACGUCUUUGCUGCCUUCGACAUCGACGUCACGAAUUUCCAGCCAACGGACCAAGGGGAAACCUGCGUCUACACCAAUCCACCUGAAUACUAAUUGAUGUAGGAGUUCCGUAUAAGCGAGAGACGUAGAAGUUGGGUUUAUUAUUUAUUAUAGGCGAGUGAUGUAGAAGAGGUUGGCUUUAUUAUUUGUAUUGCGAAGUUCUCCCGUGUUAUUUGAGAACUUACUUAACGUUUGGCAUAUAUGAGUAGGAUAGCGAACCUUGAUGUAGCUAAAUGUUUGGUGAAAACAGAACUUAUGUAUUUACGUGUUAUUUAUUGAAAUAAAUUAUUUUCGAUUCUAUG